Bombina bombina (fire-bellied toad) is the source of this 1791-nucleotide messenger RNA. Its product is annotated as sulfotransferase 1B1. Gene Ontology annotation, biological process: sulfation. Bases 202 to 1089 code for a protein of 295 amino acids. The transcript is spliced from 9 exons. NCBI's taxonomy places the organism in Eukaryota, Metazoa, Chordata, Amphibia, Anura, Bombinatoridae. Gene Ontology annotation, cellular component: cytoplasm. The record is from RefSeq and is a predicted model, not a curated record. Gene Ontology annotation, molecular function: sulfotransferase activity.
UGUGAUUUUACUGGACUAUAACAGGAUUUGGAGAACAGACUACAGGUGAGUGCAAAGGAUUUUAGUUAAUAGACAGGUGGCAGUGCAUGAGUGCAAUUGCAGGAGAAUAGAGUUAUUAAAUUCCAAACAGAACCCACGCCUACAUCCUAAAGACAAAACUAAAAUGUCCUAACAAGAUCCCACCUUUGUCAGGUUCCCACAAUGGAGACCAAUGAGUGGCGUCGUAGGGACUGGGCUUUAGUGAGAGGAGUCCCGUUAGUUUGUGCCUUUUCUCCAAACUUUGAUCGGAUUGACCAGUUUCAAGCCAGAGAAGAUGACAUUGUCAUAGCAACCUACCCCAAGUCAGGUACCACAUGGGUUAGUGAAAUUGUGGAUGUGAUCCUAUGUGAGGGCGACACGGAGAGGACCCGGAGAGACGCCAUUCACAAAAAGGUCCCAAUGCUGGAAUUUUGUGUACCUGGAAUCAUACCUCCAGGUACGGAACUAUUAGAGCCACUUCCUUCUCCACGUGUCAUCAAGACUCACCUGCCUCUCGCCUUACUCCCCAAAUCCUUCUUGGAGAAGAACUGCAAGAUCAUAUACGUUGCGAGGAAUCCCAAGGAUGUCGCCGUGUCAUUUUACCAUUUUGACAAAAUGAACAAUUUACACCCAGAGCCAGGACUGUGGGAUCAAUAUCUGGAAAAGUUUUUGAAAGGAGAAGUUGGGUAUGGAUCGUGGGGCUCUCAUGUAAGAGAAUUUUGGAAUUUGAAAAAUAAGAAAAAUGUCCUGUACCUGUUUUAUGAAGAUAUGUUACAGGACCCGAAGAAAGAAAUAAAGAAGUUGAUGAAGUUCCUGGAGAAAGACCUGCCUGAGGAGGUUGUGGAGAAGAUCCACCAUCACACAUCCUUCAAAGCCAUGAAGGAGAAUCCUACUACAAAUUACACAGCUGUCCCCUCUACUGUCAUGGACCAAUCAGUAUCACCCUUCAUGAGGAAAGGAAUUAGUGGCGACUGGAAAAACCACUUCACUGAGUCACAAAGCAAAAAGUUUGAUGAAUAUUAUCAGAGGGAAGUAGCUGGCAGCGAUUUAUCCUUCAGCUUUGGAGACUGAGGCAGCCUAAGGCAAUGAAAAACAAGAGGAAAUGCACCUGAUAGGUUUAAUGUUUAGCAGCAGUGAUUUAAUACUACAACUACUACAAACUGCCAUAAUCAUUAAAAGACUUAGUGACAAGUAUUGCACAAAAAAGUGCUCGAUGGACAUUUCGUAUGCACAACAUCUUUUAUUACAUGAUUCCUAAAAAACGUUUGGGCUGUUUAACUACUGCACAUGUACACUAAGAAGCAAGCGAAUGUUCACCUCUUGGUUACUGCAGAAUAUACAAUGGGAAAAAAAACAGGAGAUGGGAAGAGAUAAAUAGAGAUUCUCAGCAGCUAAUCAAGUGACUAAUCUGCAAGGAGUAUUUGUUUUGAUUAUGUAUUAUAAACGUCACAGUUAAAUAUCUCAAAGUGAGCUAAUAUUUUUCCUAAACGUGUACAGUAUACUUUAUAGAUUUUGGCAAGAAUUAUAUAACAGUUUUAUAGUAACAAGUUUAUAUAAAAAAAUGAAAUUAUUCAGCAGCUCAGCUGUAAUGUUUAGUCUUUGAAUUAAUAAAAAUUAGCAAAUGAUAUUGAUCUGUAUUUGCAGUAGUCUGGAACACAGCAAGCAGCAGUGUCAUGUUACAUGUAUGUGCGUAUAAUAUAUGUCAAUAAACUGUGUGUGGAAGUCAAAUUACAUACACUACCGACACACAUUACAUUAAACUGUUUAAAGGGA